AUGGCUUCAGAAACAACUCAACAACUUCAUCCUCCUCUUCACUUUGUUUUAUUCCCUUUCAUGGCUCAAGGUCACAUGAUCCCCAUGGUCGAUAUUGCAAGGUUAUUGGCUCGGCAUGGCGGGAUUAUAACCAUUAUCACGACGCCUCACAAUGCUGCCCGGUUCAAGAACGUUCUUGACCGGGCCAUCCAGUCAGGCUUGCCCAUCAAUCUUGUGGAGGUGAAGUUUCCAUCUCAAGAACCAG
Molecule: messenger RNA, 244 nt
Organism: Microthlaspi erraticum
Lineage: Eukaryota; Viridiplantae; Streptophyta; Magnoliopsida; Brassicales; Brassicaceae
Source: the annotation of a GenBank genome assembly